GAAGCGUCACAGAAGUAUAUCCAUGGGAAUCUUACAACUGUUCUCCUUGCCAAUUGAUUAUGGGAAUAUUUACAACGCGACCUAUAUAAACACCGAUUUUAAUCAGACACCUACUUACUUUUCAUGAUCUCAGAUUUGCAAACUUAAUUAUGAUCAUGUAUAACUUUUUCUGUUUGUAUUUAUUUGCAAUUGCAGCAAAUGCAGCAGAUCUCUCACUCAAGCUUCCUCAGCAGGUGCAUAUAUCUCUGGUAGGAAGUGAGCACAUGAGGGUUUCGUGGAUUACAGAGGAUUUUGAUGCGCCCUCACUGGUGGAGUAUGGAACAUUUUCAGGGCAGUAUACUUCCUCUGCAACUGGUGAAAGCACUUCCUACUCUUACUUUUUAUAUAAAUCUGGCAAAAUUCAUCAUACUGUGAUUGGGCCUCUGGCAGCAAAUACAGUCUAUUAUUACCGUUGUGGCGGAAUCGGGGCCGAGUAUAAUUUCAAAACUCCUCCGUCAAACUUCCCCAUUUCUUUCGCAAUUGUAGGUGAUCUGGGACAAACAAAAUGGACAAAAUCCACCCUGGAGCAUGUUAGAAAGACGGAGCAUGACGUUUUCCUACUGCCAGGGGACCUUUCCUAUGCAGAUAAUCAUCAGCCUCUGUGGGACUCGUUCGGUGAGCUAGUAGAGCCUCACGCGAGCCGCAGGCCAUGGAUGAUUACGGAAGGAAACCAUGAGAUAGAGACGAUUCCAGUAAUAAUGAAGCAUGCAUUCAAAGCAUACAACGCCAGAUGGAGAAUGCCAUAUGAACAGAGCGGCUCAAGUUCGAAUCUCUACUACUCCUUUGAUGUCGCCGGAGUACACGUCCUAAUGCUGGGCUCCUACAUAGACUUUGUGAAGGAUUCAGAGCAGUAUAAAUGGCUCCAGGGAGACCUUGGAAGAGUGGAUAGAGGGAGAACAGCGUGGGUGAUUGCGCUGCUGCAUGCGCCAUGGUACAAUACAAACACUGCUCACCAGGGAGAAGGAGAAGAGAUGAGAAAAGCCAUGGAAGAACUUCUUUAUGCUGCCAACGUGGACAUAGUUCUCUCGGGUCAUAUUCACGCAUACGAACGCUUUACUCGCGUGUAUGACAACAAGGCGGAUGCGUGUGGGCCCAUUCACAUAACCAUUGGAGAUGGCGGCAACCGUGAAGGCCUUGCUUCAAAGUUUAUGAAACCAAAAUCUGAGUUGUCUUUAUUUAGAGAAGCAAGUUUUGGACAUGGGCAACUUCAAAUAUUUAAUACGACACAUGCAUAUUGGUCAUGGCAUCGUAAUCAAGAUGAGGACCUUGUUAUCUCAGACUCUGUUUGGAUUGAGAGUUUAGGCACUUCAACAAAUUGUCCAUGUAUGUCUCAACAAAUAUCAAUUGAUAUGGACCAUGAUAUCUCUCACAAUAAACAAUGUAGUGCCUUUAGAUACAUUUUUAACACUAACAACCACCAAACAUAGACAAUAAAUGAUGUCAUGUUUUUAUAUGCUAUCAAUAUGUGAAAGUUUCAUUCUUUUAGAUUAAUAACAUUGACUCCAGGGUAUAUAUCUUUCACAUUAUUUAGUUGUAUGAAAGAAGAGUUAUAUGUCUAUGACAUAUUGUAAACAAGUGAUGCA
Messenger RNA from Cryptomeria japonica (Japanese cedar), 1622 nucleotides. RefSeq names its product purple acid phosphatase 22. Lineage: Eukaryota; Viridiplantae; Streptophyta; Pinopsida; Cupressales; Cupressaceae. The transcript is spliced from 6 exons. The record is from RefSeq and is a predicted model, not a curated record. The coding region runs from base 150 to 1466 and encodes 438 amino acids. Gene Ontology annotation, molecular function: metal ion binding; acid phosphatase activity.